Molecule: messenger RNA, 1189 nt
Organism: Solanum pennellii
Lineage: Eukaryota; Viridiplantae; Streptophyta; Magnoliopsida; Solanales; Solanaceae
Product: bile salt-activated lipase-like
Exons: 1
Coding region: 65-1024 (319 amino acids)
Biological process (GO): response to osmotic stress; cellular response to nitrogen starvation
Source: RefSeq, a predicted model, not a curated record
UUUCUUUGAUCUCAUUUUGCUCCUCCCAAUAUCUAGACAUCACUCUCAAUUUUAACAAUUACUAAUGGCUCGUUUUGCAAUAUUUAUGAUUGUUUUGGUUGUUAUGUUAGUUUGUGUUGCACCAUGUUUUGAAGCAAGAAAACAAUUUAGCAAAGAAGGUAACAAACUAUAUGUUGAUCGCAAUUUGGAUUCAUUCCCUAGUCCUGGAAUUGGUAAUUUUGAUCAUACUAUGCAAUCAGUUUCGAGUCCUGGAACUGGAAAUCUUAAUCACAAUUUGAAAUCAGUCCCGAGUCCCGGAACUGGAAAUUUUGAUCACAACAUGCGAUCAGUCCCGAGUCCUGGAACUGGAAAUUUUAAAUCAGUCCCGAGUCCUGGAACUGGAAAUUUUAAUCACAACAUGCAAUCAGUCCCGAGUCCUGGAACUGGAAAUUUUAAAUCAGUCCCGAGUCCUGGAACUGGAAAUUUUAAAUCAGUCCCGAGUCCUGGAACUGGAAAUUUUUAUCACAACAUGCAAUCAGUCCCGUGUCCUGGAACUGAAAAUUUUAAUCACAACAUGCAAUCAGUCCCGAGUCCUGGAACUGGAAAUUUUAAAUCAGUCCCGAGUCCUGGAACUGGAAAUUUGAAAUCAGUCUCGAGUCCUGGAACUGGAAAUUUGAAAUCAGUCCCGAGUCCUGGAACUGGAAAUAUGAAAUCAGUCCCGAGUCCUGGAACUGGAAAUUUGAAAUCAGUCCCGAGUCCUGGAACUGGAAAUUUUUAUGGCAACAUGCAAUCAGUCCCGAAUCUUGGAACUGGAAGUUUGAAAUCAGUCCCGAGCCAUGGAACUGAAAAUUUUGGUCGCCCUAGUCUUGGAAUCAGCCAUGUUCAUCGCAAUUUGAAAUCAGUAUCGAGUAUUGGAAUUGUUAAGUCUGAAAGUCAUUCAGGCCCUAGUCCUGGAGAAGGCCAUGUUUAUAGCAACUUGAAGUCAGUAAAUCCUACAGUUGUCCAUAUUGAUAGUUCAGUCCCCAAGUUUGAUAUCGAUCACUGAUCGUUCAACUUUGAAAUGGGCAACUUCUAUUUAGUAGUUGUAUAUGCAAUAUAUUAAGUACAAUAUAAUGUAAAAAAAAGUGCUAUAUUAUGUGAGUUUGUUUAUGAACAUAUAUGGUUAUCAACUAAUUAAUGCGAUAUUUUAAUCAACUAGAAAUUCUAAUUA